AUGGAUGCAGCUUUGGACCCCAAGGAUGUCUUCCCUGCUCCGUCCCCGCUGACAGGCAAUCGUGGUCUCAGGCCAGAGAAGGUUCAGAAGCGAAGUCCGUCUGACCCCAGUGAGCUCGACUCGUCUGAGUCCUCGACACCGAGGAAGAUCAUAGACGUGGCCUGUUGGCCUUGUCGGAGACGCAAGGCGAAGUGUAGCGGCGAACGACCAGCUUGCGCGGCCUGCGUACGGCGAGAUGUCGAUUGCUCCUACGAACAUGAAGAAGGAAUGACCCGACAAGGCUCGCUCAAACUCAAGCUCGACACAGUUACUUCUCGCGCUGAGAACCUCGAAUACCUCUUCGAGCAGCUGCGGUCGCGCUCAGACAAUGAGGCCGCGCUGCUCCUGGCGGUGAUACGACUGGGAGCCGACGUGGACCAGCUGGUGGAGCGAUUGAAGGCGGAGACGGAUCUGGCUUGGUUGACGUCCUUUAGCGGUCAGCGCAGGUUGAAGGACUCGCAGUCGCAGACGGUGGGGCAUGAAGGAGGUCAGAGCGCGUCCCAGGUGAAGGCCUGGGAUGUGAAAGUCCAGCUCUCCCUACGCGAUACGUAA
Molecule: messenger RNA, 591 nt
Organism: Zasmidium cellare ATCC 36951
Lineage: Eukaryota; Fungi; Ascomycota; Dothideomycetes; Mycosphaerellales; Mycosphaerellaceae
Exons: 5
Coding region: 1-591 (196 amino acids)
Biological process (GO): regulation of DNA-templated transcription
Molecular function (GO): zinc ion binding; DNA-binding transcription factor activity, RNA polymerase II-specific
Source: RefSeq, a predicted model, not a curated record